This is a messenger RNA of Alligator mississippiensis (American alligator), 2555 nucleotides long. RefSeq lists its product as uncharacterized. The transcript has 9 exons. NCBI's taxonomy places the organism in Eukaryota, Metazoa, Chordata, Crocodylia, Alligatoridae. Bases 157 to 2142 code for a protein of 661 amino acids. The record is from RefSeq and is a predicted model, not a curated record.
GGCAGGGCUGGCCCCGGGUCCAGCAGGUCUGUGGCACUGGCAGGAGCAGCUCCGGCUUCAUGCUGCACCUUGGCCCCUGCUCCUGGCCCUCCCUGUGACUCCUGGAAAGUGAAAGUACAAAGGCAGGCACAGGCAUCCACGCAGACAGGAGAGGAGAUGGUGACUGUGGCAGGACGGACGGACGCCUGGGCUCUGUGCCUCGGGGGCCUGCUCCUGUUUCUCCUCGUCCUGGGGACAGCAGGUUCCCAGCUUCAGGUGACCACGGCGCCUUCCUCCACGGCCCGCGUGGGCUCGGGGGCCCUGCUGCAGUGCCGGUUCGAUGUCGGGGGGCCCGUGGCCCUGGACUCCCUGUGGGUGACCUGGUAUUUCUGGGAGGAGAAGGUGGCCUGGUACGAGCAGGGCAGGAACCAGGCCCAGCCCGGAGCCAGCCUGCCAUCGGAGAAGGAGCUGCAGAGCGGAGACGCCUCCCUGUCGCUGGCCGUGGUGACUGUGUCAGACGAGGGCUUGUACCGGUGUGUUGUGGGGUACGGGGCGCAGCAGCGCCAGGGGAACACCACCCUGCACCUGCUCGCUGCCCCGACGAUCUCCAUCCCGAGAGAACCAGCUGUAGCCGAUGUGGAGACCUCGCUCCUGUGCCACGUGGGGGGGUUCUUCCCCAAGGACGUGGACGUGGCGUGGCUGAGAGACGGGCAGGUCCUGGAGGGCUUCACCCGCUCCAGCCCCCAGAGGAACCCGGACGGGACCUUCAACCUCACCCUGAACUACACCUUCAUACCCGCCUACAGUGACGCCGGCAGUGUUUUCUCCUGCCGCGUCCACCAUGCAGCUCUCAGACAGUCGCUGCAGGUGGACGUUCCCCUGGUCAUCCUAGGUGGAUUAACACCCAGGCCUGCCAGGAACUGGCUCAGAGGACUUCUGCUAAUGAGGGCCCCUCAGCAGCAAGAGGUGGGCAGCGCAUAUGCACCACUAGCCACAGGCAUACAGGUGGCCAGGAACCUGGCAGAAAACAGCUCCACAACCCAGCCGCCACCAUGUCCAACCGUGAAUAAUACAACUGAAAUCAUCCUGGGAGUCCUGCUCGCAGUGGCACUCGCAGCCAUCGCAGCCAUCGCAGUUUACUUCUAUAUGAAGAGGAGGACAGGCUGGGCGGUCUCCUACUCUGUCUCUGAGUUGCAGGUGCCAGAAAAGUGCCUUCUGGGCCAAGAGGUGACCCUGUGCUGCUCCAUGGAGGGGACAUUCUCCAAGCAUGUGGCUGUGACAUGGGAAAGGAUCCACAGCAAGGAACAAGAGAUCCCCGAGCACCAGCCAAUAUCACCUGCCCUCCCCCCGGGCUGGAGAGUGACAGAGAAGAGAACUAGGACCUGCCUCACGUCCUACCUGACCUUCACCCCCACGCUGCAGGAUGAUGGAGCACGGGUCCGGUGCAUCUUCUACCAUGAGGCAAAACGGAUCAGAGAGGAGCGAGUGUCCCCGGAGAUCCGGGUGUGGGCCCGGCCGCAGGUGUCUGAGAUCCAGGUGUUGCCAGAGUGGGACCCCCGGGACCAGGUGCCGUUUGCUGUCCAGCUCCACAACUUCUACCCCAGGGAGGUGCCCCCGAUCCAGUGGGGCUGGGAUGGGGCCGAGAACGGGGAGGAAGACCCCGCGCAGAUAGACAAGAACGCGGACGGCACGUUCACCGCGACGAGCGUCUGGAGAGUGCCCAGCCGGAGCCUGACCCGGCCGGAGCUGCGAGUGCGAGUGUGCGUCCAGCACGGCCCUGGAAAGCCCCUGAGCGAGAGAGAGCUCAGCCUGAGGGCCGUGGGCCUCCUGCGGCCCCCCGACGUGUCCGAAAUCUCCCUGACCGAGUCCAUGGCCACAGGAAAGGGAGUCACCCUGAGCUGCCGCAUCGCGGGGCAUUUCCCGGGGGAGCUGAGCGUGACCUGGCUGAAGAGGCGCAAGGGGGAGGACACUGCUGUGAUCCUGCGGGACUCGGCUGAGUGCAGGGUGGAGCCCGGCACGGCCGUCCUGGCACGGGACGGGAAGAGCUUCCAGCAGGAGACCAGACUCAUCUUGUGGACAUCCAGGGACAAGGGGGCAGAGUACAUCUGCCGUGUGGGACACCUCACCCUGGAGACCUGCAUCGAGAAGAGCUGGCCAUCUUGAAUCUGAAAGAGCCUGAAGGAGGUGCAGAGGUGACUGAGAACAGAGGCAACAUUAUCAGUAUGAAGAAAUCCUUCUCUAUCUCUGUUCCUGGGUCUGAGACCUCCCAUCCUCCUUAUUGUUUCCCACCAGGGAACCUGGGGAACCAGUUUGGUGAUGCUGGUCACUCCACCAGGGGUGAUGACCACUUUUAAAAGGAUUGGUUGCCAUCAGCAGGGUUCAAAUAAUACCUGGCUCUGGGUGGAUCCAGGUGUUGAGACCAAAACAUUACUUAAGGUUAGUAGGUACCUCAGGCUGCUGUCUGCAUGAAUUAGUCAGUAUGCUUGAAGAUUAGCUAUAAAGGUAGAUCUAAGUACAUCAGAUGCAUAUCAAAAGGGCCACUGAACUCUAUAUUUAAUAAAAGGCUCAAAAUAUCC